Molecule: messenger RNA, 813 nt
Organism: Entrophospora sp. SA101
Lineage: Eukaryota; Fungi; Glomeromycota; Glomeromycetes; Entrophosporales; Entrophosporaceae
Source: the annotation of a GenBank genome assembly
AUGUAUGGCUGCUUGGGGUUUACAAAUUCAAGAUUUUAUGCAAAACCAUUGGCAGUUUUAAUCACUUCAAAAGGAAGAGAAAUCUUACAGGAUACUGUUGAUUUGGCAGAAAAAGAAUCAAUGGAGGUUAUUUAUGGUGACACAGAUUCAAUAAUGAUCAAUACAAACACAUCAGAAAUGCAAAAGGCAUUAGAAGUUGGAAAAUUUUUGAAAGAAAAAGUUAAUAAACGAUACAAAUUGCUUGAGAUAGAUAUUGAUGGAUUUUUUGAAAGGCUUUUAUUAUUAAAGAAAAAGAAAUAUGCAGCUGUUGUUGUAGAAAAGAAAAAUGGAACACUUGUUCGUCAUAAUGAGUUUAAAGGACUUGAUUUGGUGAGAAGGGAUUGGUGUGAAUUAGUUCAUGAUGCAUCAAACUAUGUCUUAAGUCAAAUACUUUCUAGUUCUGAUCAAGAUACAGUGCUUAAAAAUAUUCAUCAGUUCCUUACUCAAUUGGGAGAAAAUACACGUCAAGAAAAAUUUUCAUUGGAUAAAUAUAUAAUAAAAAAGAAUCUCACCAAAUCACCUGAAGCUUAUUCUGACAUUAAAAGUCAACCACAUGUAAAAGUUGCAUUAAGAAUGAAACAAAAAGGAGCUAGUGCACAUCAAGGAAAUACUAUUCCUUAUAUAAUAUGUAAAAAGGAUGGGGGAGAUAACUCUAAAAAUGAACAUGUUUCAGAAUAUUUUGAAUGGUAUUUAACACAACAAGUUCAUGCUGCUAUAACCAGAUUAUGUGGAUUUUUGAAAAAACAAACAGUUCAAGAAUUUCUGAUUGUUUAG